Molecule: messenger RNA, 3334 nt
Organism: Racocetra persica
Lineage: Eukaryota; Fungi; Glomeromycota; Glomeromycetes; Diversisporales; Gigasporaceae
Source: the annotation of a GenBank genome assembly
UGUUAAUAGUAGUGUUAAUAAUGGUUCUAGUGUUAAUAAUAGUUCUAGCGUUAAUAAUAGUUCUAGUGUUAAUAAUAGUUCUAGUGUUAACAAUAUUUCUAGUAUUAGUAAUGGUUCUAGUAUUAAUAAUGGUUCUAGUGUUAACAGCGCCAAUAGCGGAUCCAAUGUCAGUAAUGGAUCCAAUGUCAGUAAUGGAUCCAAUGUCAGUAAUAGUUCUAAUGUUAAUAAUGGAUCUAGCGCUAAUGACGUAUCUAGCACUAAUAGCGAAUCUAGUACUAAUAGAGGAUAUGGUAAUAAAAGCACAUUUGGUGUUAAUACUGGACUUAAUGCUAAUAGAGGACUUAAUGCUAACGUGAAUGAUACAUCGUUAACUCGAGGUUCUUUAACUCAAAAUGAGCAAGAAUCGUUAAAAAUAUCAACCUCGAAUAUGGCUACUGACAUGAAGUCUGUAUCAUCUGGAGCGUCAACACCAACAGCAUCUACACCAGUGGCAACAUCACCAACAAAAUUGGCUAAGCGGAGAAGUAAACCUAUUCCAAGACCGUUAUCGAUCACAACCCCGGUAUCUCCUAGAUCAGUAUCUCCAAUGUCAGUUCCUCAAACCAUUCCCGAAACAAUGCCAGUGAUAUUAACUGAUACUAAGUUUACAUUUCCGACUUCACCUGUCCGAUCUACUAAAAUAACAACCAAUAAUGACGAAUCAAAAAUUUCAUCUUCCGCAUCAUCGUUCAAGUUGUCCGUUCGUGAAUCAGCAUCAAGCAAAGAAGCCGUUUCACCAAUGUCAUUACUUUUUGUUGAUGGUUUGCCACAAAUACAACCAACUUCACCCUUACACAUAACAAUGCCUGAACCAUUGUUUACAAAGCAUGACAAUUACUCGUCCUCUACGAUCUCGCAAACCACAUAUUCCACUUCAACUCAAUCGAAACGAGAAUCUAUAAUAUCAUCUGGAAGAGAAUCAACAACUUUUAAAAAAACGAAUCAGCAAGAAUUUACCCGAUAUCCUGAGACUUCAUCGCAAUCCUCCAGUUCACUUGCUCAUAUCUAUCAAUCACAACCAACAUUAACGGAUGUUUCUGACUUGUCAUUUACAUUUGAAUCAACGAUUUAUCAAUCAUUAAAGUCAAACAGUACCCAACGUCGCGAUUCUGUUCAAAGGGUUUUAACACCAAUACCACAAACCCGACCUAAAAGCCCUGAAACUCUUUCGAUUAAAAGUUCUGAAACGGUCACAACCAAGGGACAAAGCUAUUUACCAGAAAUCAAGAAAACUUCACCAAUGUGGGGUCCUUUACCUGAUAAUGCUUCUCCACCAUCACCGAUUCACUCUAUCACCAUUAGUGACUCAUUGUAUUCGGUCCCAAAAUCAUCGAUUACGGAAACUCGAUCGAUAACUUCGGCAUAUUCGACCAGAAGCACAUUACCUGAAGUAAUAUCAGAAGUCAAACCAACAUCCCCAACAUGGCGCUCAAACCACGAUUCCUCUUACUCAUUUAAUAGCUACACUUCAUCUCCUCCUGAACAACUCAACGUGGAAAUUUGGCAAACUAUGGUAAAAACAACUGAAUAUGAAGAUGAACAAACCACACCGACUCAAAAAAAUCCUCCGGUAACAUCAAAAGUUUUUGGAUAUUUGUCUUCUACGGGUAAAGAUGAUGACUUGUUACCAAAAGCUGCACCCAUAUCACCUAUAACAUUUGAUUUACCAGAACUUGGAUUAUUAGAACCAUUACCAAAAGUUCACCAAUCAUCGACGCAUAAAGAAUUUACAUCAACAGCACCAUUGAAACGUGAAUUACCCAAUCCAAUGUCAAAUACGUAUACCUCAGCAAAUUUAACCACAAACAUUUCUUCGUCAGGAGGUGAUAAAAACAGUUGGGGUUUUUGGAGCGAUUCACCUCCAGAGUCACCUGAUAAAUUUAAGUUAGAUUUGGAUCGAUUUAAUUCAUAUUUAAGUAAAAAAGACCCUGAUGGUGACCAUGGUGCUACAGGAAUGAAAAAAGGAAAAGGAAGAAAGUAUAGUACAUUCUUGGAUAAGACAAACCUUGAUCAAUUAGAUAUACAUAAAGUUAAAAUUGGAACAAAAGUUGAUAAACAUAAAUCUUUACCAUUAACACAAGAUGAUUCCAUUUAUAAGAAUGAAGAACAUGAAACUCGUAUGGAAAGUGAUAAGAUGGAUCAAAGUGAUGAUUAUAUAAAUUCUGAAGAUAGUAAUCCACCAGUAUUUCAAAGAAAACAAACACGUUCAUCUAGAAAACCGAUGCCAAAUUUUUAUCCUUCAAAAUCAAAAAAAUCCAAAUUAACAGAUGAACAACCACAUGCAAUGACCAUAAAACUUCGAAAAUCUGGAAAUUUUCAAACAUAUCCAUUAUCAGAUGGUUCAAGAAUUGGUACUAAGCGACAAAAAUGUAAACCUAUACAAAUUUUAAAAUUUCCUUAUAGUACCAUUAGACCACAACGAAAUACUUUGUCAUCAGCUAGUACACUUAAAAAAAAUCCAUUUCUUAAAUCCAUUAAAAGGAAUUUUGGUGAUCGUAAUUUACCAGAGUACACAUUAACUAAAAGUAAAAUGUCUUUAAUGGUACCACAUAACUUGGCGGCUGUAGAAUUUGGAAAACUUAAUCAUUCAGUACCAGAUCUUACAGUACGUGUAAGACAUCAAAAAUUUAAUGAAGUAUUUCUAAAAAAUAAUAUGACAGUACCAGAUUUUACACGAUUUGAUGUGGCAAUGAAAGAUAUAGAAGAAAAAAAGAAAACCGAUGUUCAUAUAGCUAUAAUGCAAGAAGUAGAUUUAGAUCCUUCAAAAAUAACCAAAUUUAGUAUUAAACCAUUUGAUGAAUCUGAAUCCAAUGAAUUAUUUAAAUCUGGAUCACCAUGGAUACAUUUACCACAUUUGGAUGAAUUUAUAAAAAGUUUACCACAAACAGAAUUUUCAAACCCAAAAGAUAUAAUGACACAAGAAGAAUAUGAAAAGUUUAUGGCGACAGGUAAAUUUGGAAAGUACGCAGAUUCUAUGUUCCCACCGAUGCAUCAAAUUCCAGAUGAUGUUUCUUUAGAUGAUCUUAAAUCUAAUAUGACUAGUAAAGAAAAAUCACCAAAUAAUGAUUUAAUGUCUACAGCUAUUGAUGGAAUUCUUACUGCAGAAUCUAUAGUAUUUGGAAAUACUUUGAUAAAAUUAGAAAUAUUACGAGAUUUUAUACAAUUUUUGGCACUUGCAUUGACUUUUGGAAACAUAAAUGUCGAAGGCUGGGAUUGGUUGAAAACUUUAUUACAUUCUAUACCAAAUGUUUUAAGUUUGAAUUUGGCUAAUUGGGAUCCCAACGCUGACGCUGAG